Caenorhabditis angaria is the source of this 1220-nucleotide messenger RNA. NCBI's taxonomy places the organism in Eukaryota, Metazoa, Nematoda, Chromadorea, Rhabditida, Rhabditidae. The record is from the annotation of a GenBank genome assembly.
AUGCGUCGCAAACGAAAAGAUUACAGAAAAAUGUGAGUUUGUUUCUAUUUUUACAGAAAAAAGACUAACUCAAAUUAUUUUUAGAAUGAAAUCUCGAAUUGAUGAGUUUCAUAAAUCUUGUGAAUUUACUAAUGUAUCGGAAAAUCAAUUGAAUUGGCCAAUAAGAAGAGGAGCAAGAAUUAAAUUGGUUUCAGGAAUCGAUGAAAUACCAGGUAUUUUUCAUUUCAAAAAACUAAAUUUUGAAAUUAAUAUGUAUAUUUUUUUUUAGUUAUCCCAAAUCCUUGUCAUUUACUCGAUUCUGUCUCUUCUAUGAUGUUUUCUUAUGGUGAUUCACCAAAUCCAGAUCCUCUUGCUGUUCAUUUAGUUCUAACAAGUACAAUUGAACAUAUUAUAAAGUACUGUAAUACAAUGUGGAGAUGGGCAAAAAGAUCGAAUCGUUCUAUUAUAACACAUGUUGAUUUGUUGAAUCUUUUGAAUAAAAACAAAUCAAGAUUUCAUCGAUUCGUGAAAUAUUAUUUUUGUGGCGAAACACAUCAAAAAAUCAAUUCAAGUAUGAUGACAACUUUGCAAAAACAAUAUGAACAAAAUGAGCAAUUUCGAACAUUUUGUGAUAGUCCAAAAGUGGAAAAUGAUGAAAAUUUUCAAAAUAUUUCGGAACGAUUCAAUAAAUCAGUUUCGUCUUGGAAUGAUGAUAUUUUAUAUGAUUGGCAACAAAAAAGAACUCAAUCAUUUUGUUGUCCAGAUUCAAAUAUCUCUUCAUUUUAUGCCUAUAAAUUUCAUGAAGCAAUUGGACUACCACCUUUGGAAAUCGAUUUAAUUUAUUAUAUCGAUUUUAUUGCUCGAGAAUAUAUAAUGGAGGUAAAUAUUUUGAAUAUCGACUUUCUUAUUUCAAAAAACAAAAAAUAAUAUUUCAGAUAGUUCACAAAGCUCUUUUAAUUGGUGAUUCACGAAAUAUUUCAAAAUUAACAUGUGACGAAUACAUGGAUUCUGUUGGAAGUAAUGAUAUUCUUUUCAAUAUUCCCUCAAAUUUUCCACUUUUAUCAAGAAAACGUAAAACUUCUUCGUCUUCUGGAGAAGAUGAAAAUGGAAAAACUGAGAAUGAUGAAAUGUAUCGUGUUCUUGAAGAAAUUCAUGCUGACUGGUAUAAUAAACAUCAUGCACCCGUUAUAAUUCGACAAUCUUUCGAUCCAGCUGUCUGGUUCAAAAUGCGUCGAAGAUAA